GAUAUUACGACGGUAAACAUGUGCAAGCUCGUCUGGGGAAUCAUAAACGGUGAUCUCGAGCAGGUCCGCGAUAUCGUGGAAAACGGGAACGUAAAUGUUAAUCUGUGGAUCAAUGGCAGGACACCAUUGCAUUAUGCGGCUGAUUAUGGACAGAACGAAGUGGUUAGGUACCUGUUAGAUAAAGGAGCGGAUGCCAAUGCUACCGAUAAGCAUGGUAUAACAACGCUAUUGGCAGCUAUUUGGGAAGGUCAUACCAAUUGCGUUAAGUUGUUGCUUGAGAAAGGAGCCAAGCCUAACGGCUUGACGCCACACGGCAAGAGUUAUUUAGACGUCGCUGAGGAAGAAGAGAUUAAAGAGCUCCUGAAGCUUCAUUAUCAUUAAACCAAACGACGCAAAGAGAGAUAUAUAUGAAUUUUGUUAUUUAAGAACUUUCAGGUUCCUUGUAGGAUAUUCGCAGCUGCUUUGUUAUUAAUUUUGUGCGUGUAUGACUUCUGGCCACCCUGGUUAAUGCAAGUUGACAUAACAAGUAGUGUACUAAUCGUAGUUUUAUAAGAAAAAUUUUUAUGAAAAUUAAAAGAGGAUAAUAGAGUUUGUAUCGAGUGCAUGAUCAAACACAUUCAGUAAUUGUGACGGAAGGAACUUUUUUGCUUUUCUU
This is a messenger RNA of Ceratosolen solmsi marchali, 655 nucleotides long. RefSeq names its product myotrophin. Gene Ontology annotation, molecular function: ubiquitin-protein transferase activity; protein binding. Gene Ontology annotation, biological process: protein K6-linked ubiquitination. The coding region runs from base 19 to 381 and encodes 120 amino acids. Gene Ontology annotation, cellular component: BRCA1-BARD1 complex; BRCA1-A complex. The transcript is spliced from 3 exons. Lineage: Eukaryota; Metazoa; Arthropoda; Insecta; Hymenoptera; Agaonidae. The record is from RefSeq and is a predicted model, not a curated record.